AUGACUGACCAGACAAGCUCCAAGAAUUUGUGUGGUUUAACCUUUGUUAUUAUUUGGGCCGGAGAGGAAGGGAAGGUUGGCGCGAACCGUACAAAGAACUCGCUCGAGUUCACGCACGACGAUCAAAACAAAGAGUAUGUAACUAUAAAGCAUAGAGAACAAACCAAGAACAAUCAAGGCGGUUCCAAGCAGAAAGAUCAAGAUUACACCGAUGUCAGAAUGUAUGGGUUACCCGGUUCGUCGAUGGAUCCCACCUCAUCGCUGAAAUUGAUGCUCAGUAAACUUCACCCUUAUUGUGAAGCCCUGUUUCAGACUCCUUUGACAAAGUUCUCCAAGGCGGCAGAUUGCUGGUACAAAAACGAGCCCUUGGGAAAGAAUUCUAUCGCCCAUUAA
Messenger RNA from Porites lobata, 393 nucleotides. The record is from the annotation of a GenBank genome assembly. NCBI's taxonomy places the organism in Eukaryota, Metazoa, Cnidaria, Anthozoa, Scleractinia, Poritidae.